Plasmodium cynomolgi strain B is the source of this 1347-nucleotide messenger RNA. Its product is annotated as merozoite surface protein 7. The transcript is spliced from 2 exons. Bases 1 to 1347 code for a protein of 448 amino acids. Lineage: Eukaryota; Apicomplexa; Aconoidasida; Haemosporida; Plasmodiidae. The record is from RefSeq and is a predicted model, not a curated record.
AUGAACAGAAGGGUUAAUUUAUUUUCCUCCUCCUUUAUCUGCCUUUUCUUGCUGGCACAACAUCCAACAUGGGGUGCAGACGCUCCAGAUGGGGUCCCCAAACUUUUUAAUGACGAGCAUAAUGUGCCAAACUCGUUGAAGAAAAAAUUGCAAAAUUUAAAUGAAGUUGUGACAGAUGACGUGUCGGAAAAUUCUCAUGAAGAGGAUGAAUUGGAAAAACACGAAGAAGAGAAUGUAGAAGUGGAGGAGGAAAAGGAGGAGGAGCAGGAAGAGGAGCAGGAGGAGGAGCAGGAAGAGGAGCAGGAGGUGGAGCAGGAGGUGGAGCAGGAGGAGGAGCAGGAAGAGGAGCAGGGGGAGGAGCAUGGCCACACUUUGGAACACACGUUAGAGGAUCCCGGGGAGGGAAACGAAGGAAACGAAAAUGGCCCUCAGGAAGACAACCAUCUAAAGAAGGACGCGGACUUCAUGGGACAAUGGAGUAAAGUCAUAGCAAAUGCCGAGAAUGUUUCAGGUGACCAGGAUGAUGACGAUUCCGAAGAUGAUACGGAGGGGGAGUCGAAAGCAGACGCACCUUCUACAUCAGCUGUGGAAGGAAACAAUGCGCAGGUUUUGUCAUCAGAGCAAUCUACACCACGGUCAAAUCCAAGUGACUCAUCAGUACAAACAGAACAACAACGUGUCCAAGCAUCCACAGAUAGCCCAACAGAUCAAAGUGCUCAGGGAACCGCUCUGGCAUCGGGUUCAGAAAAUUCAAGAGAAAGUGAACCUCCAGCUGAAAGAUCAGACGCGAACCUUCCAGAACAACAGGCACAAAAUGAAGAAGUAAGAAAUGGACAACAAAGCGGCGCAUCUGCAGAUGCUGGAGCUCAGCGACCGGAAGGCCCAUCCGCAAGAGUAGCAGUCCAGACCACAACAACAGGAGAACGCACCUCUAACUCAAACGAUGUCAAAAUUAAGUACAUGGAUAAGCUGUAUGAUGAUAUUCUAAGUACCUCUGGCAAUACCAACGAGAUCCACAUACCACUUUAUCACAGCAAAUACAACACGAUAAGGAAGGAUUACGAGCUUAGCAUGAAACCUGUAGAAUACCAAAUUGUGAAGAAUUUAUUUAACGUCGGAUUUAAGAAAGAAGGAGAAUCUUCAGCUGCUAAUUCCCUGACGGAAGUUUUUAAAAAAGUCUUAGUAGAUGAAAAAUUUCAAGACGAAUUUAACAACUUUGUGCACGGGCUGUAUGGAUUUGCUAAGAGACACAACUACUUAGGUAAGGAACGGCUUGAGAACACAACAAGCGACUCCGAUCUGCUAAAGAACGCCUUCAGCUUGAUGAACACUCUUGAGGUGAAUUGA